ACUGGGACUCCAGUGAGGAUGCUGUCUAUGGUGAUACUCGGUGUUUUCCUGUCCCUGCUCAUCCUGCUGACAGUGUGUGGUAACGUCCUGGUUUGUCUGGCCGUCUGCGCCACACGACGUCUCCGCUGCCUCACCAACUGUUUCAUCGUCUCCCUCGCCAUCACUGACCUGCUGCUUGGCAUGCUUGUCCUGCCUUUCUCCGCCCUCCUCCAGCUCAGCGAUUGGCCUCUGGGGCCGACCAUCUGCAACAUCUACAUCUCAUUGGAUGUUAUGUUGUGCACCGCCUCCAUCCUCACGCUAUUGGCCAUUAGCCUGGACCGCUACCUGGCCGUGACCGCGCCCCUUAGAUACUCCUCACUAGUGUUGCCGAGGCGAGUUGCCUUUGCUAUGGCGUUGGUGUGGGCGGUGUCGCUAGCAGUGUCAUUCCUGCCAAUCCACCUGGGAUGGAACACGGUGGACGGCAACGUGCAGAAUCGCGGCCAGGGGGACAACAUGACAGAGUGUAACUUUGAGCUGAACCCAUCGUACACUGUCGUGGACUCCUCCUUAACCUUCUACCUCCCCCUGCUGAUCAUGUGCUGGACCUACCACCGUAUUCUUCGCAUUGCUCGGGCGCAGGCCAGGCGCAUCAUCCACGCGCGCCCCAGACUCAACAACAACAACGGCUCCUCGUCAGCCCCUCGUCAACUCACCUCGGUAACAGCGGUGGCUCUACGGGAACACAAAGCCACAGUGACUCUAGCAGCAGUGAUCGGGGUGUUCGUGGUGUGCUGGCUGCCCUACUUCACCCUGUUUACCAUUAUGGGUCUGAAGAAGCAGAACUACCCAGCAGCCUUCCCAGUGGUGCAGUGGCUGGGGUACAUCAACUCAGCUCUGAACCCUUUGCUCUACGCUGCCCUCAACAGAGACUUUAGGUCCGCCUACGCCCGCCUGCUGCGCUGUGGUUACUACGGCUACGGCAAGGGGAGGGGCCGGCCACCAUGCCCCAACACAUUCAUGACAGGUGGGGGGAAAGUAUGUGGAGGGGAGGUGGAUCUGCUGUGUGGACACACCUCUUCCUGCAGGGCGGGGCCAAGUGAGACAGGUAUGAUGCUACAGGAAGUCAGCAGAGGAACGGCCACGCCGUCUCCUCAGCACAGCAACGGGGCCGCUGUCGCCAACGGCAACGGCAGAUCCUGCUGACCCUGCAUCUAACUGUGAGGAGGACUCAGUGUCCCACCAGUCAUGUAUGCUGAGCCCAGCCAGCCUGACCCACACACCUAGCCCAGGGGUCAAUCACAUCACUGACAAGACACAGGGACUAUUUGGCCAUCUCCAGAAAGGAGAGCAGGCUACGAAUGUGAAGGAACUCAUCCAAAAUAUCACAGGCAAUCCAGAACAAGGAUACAGAGGACUUCCAACCAAAAAUGUUUUAUCAGAGUCUAUUUCUAUCCCUUCAACCAAUGAGCAGUGACUGGGGAAAGCCACGAGUCACUUUGUUCUCGAACACUGAUACCUGGAAAGAAAUAUCACGGGAUGGACAGAGAGACAGAAAGACUAAAACUCUCUUCCCAGCUUGGUAGUGGACUCUAACCACUGCUGUUAGUCGUAUGAACCUGAGGGCUUCAAAUGUAGCAGAUACUUUGCCCCCAACCAAUGGAAUAUGAUACCACAACCUGACAAGGAGACUAGACGCUUAGCAAUUAUUUAAUUUAUAUCAAAAUAAUCAGUCUUCUGAGAGAAAGAAAAAUAAAAAAAAACAUUAUUUGACAGUGUUUCAUCUUUAUGAGGAAUUUUAUGAUUGUGCAGCUACUGUAUAUGUGUCCUCUAUGAUGUUGAAAUACAUGUAUGUGUGUGUGUACAUGUACUCGACUAAAACAUGUCCCAAAAAGUCUUGGAAUCCAAUAUUUGUCAUUUCUAACCAGAGUGCCAUCUCUGUUCUUGUAAGGUUGUGAAGGUAUGCCCCCUACAUCCAGGGAUGGUACUGAAUGGCGGGGGUGGAGUGGUGCAAUAAAUGGUAUUUACCACAGUAGUCAAGGAUUCUAAUAAUAGUAUAGCAUUUAUUUGCUUCGUGAGCUCUCUCAUGGUAGCCUAAUCAGAACCUUGUACAAAAAGGGUGAAAAAUAAAAGUCAAGUUCUUGAAAAAAAAGGAACAUAACUUGUUUUUUAGGACAAAUUAACAGAGGUUUUUAGUUUGUAAAGAAAUGUGGCAUAUUGCUGGUCUGCACACAUCAACAGCCAGUCGCUUAGGCCCAACCUGCCGGUGUACUGGUACUAAUAGUUUCUCACAACUGAUGGCUUAUACGAUUGUGGCUAGAUGGAAGUGACUUGACGCAGCAGGUUAUGAGAACUAACGCAGCAGGUUAGGAACAUUAAAAUAGCAGGUUAGGAGAAUUUGAAUAAGGUUAGAAAAAGCUCAAAUGCUACAGUUGUCGCGUCGGGGACAACUGUAGCAUUUGAGCUUUUCCUAACCUUAUUCAAAGGAGUUGUACUCCAUCUACAGACAACCAUAAAAGCCAUCAGUUCCAAGAAACCAUCCGUGGCCUACCGCCACACGGGUCUGCACACAUUAACCUCCUGUCGCUUACAGAAGCAGCAUUGAGCUGGCACUGAAAUACCUUUAAGAAAUACACUGUUUAAGAAUUAGCGGGUAUGCUAGUAGGCUAGUGCUAACCUCAUAGCUAGGUCUACAGAGACAGCUAUACAGUAAGGAUAAUUUGACAUAGCAAACAUCUACCCAAAAUAAAAUAGACCAUUCUUGAUUAGAAUAAACUAAGUUAUAUUGAAAAAAAGGUAAGUGAGGGGAAUGGGCAGAUACGAGUGCCUGUUCUUAACUACAAUAUGGAGGUCAGUUUGGGUCUUAGGGCUUUAUUCAAUCAGAUCCGCUUUAGCCAACAUCUGCAUAGCCGUUGUUUUGGUGUGUCAAAGUUGGAACUACUUUAGAGCUGUCAAAUCCACAAGUGGCUCCCGGCAUUACACCUAAAGUGAACAUUGCCAAAGUUCAUGGAGUUGCAUUAACAGAAAUUCCAUGCAGCCUUGUUUACAAGUUUCAACACCGGAACUUGAGUUGUAAGGUACACCUCAUUAGGAUUUGAGUAAGAGAUGGAUUGAAGCCUGGAUUCAAACCAGGGACCGCUGCGCCACUCAGAAGUCUUAAAGAGGAGGGUAUAGUGCUUUUACAUCUAGUCCAGGGGAGGGUCAUGUCCUUUGUAAUUGAUGAAAUGUUAAUAUGUCUCAGUGUUUUAGAAGGAGUUGCUGAUAAAGCUAAAUAUAGAUGUGUGUUUCUUGCCCAUGAUGUAGGAUUAUUUAUCAGCGUUAUUGACCUCACAAUAGAGUUUAACUGAUUCAUCGGAAUUGCCGAUUAAUUAGGGCCGAUUUCAAGUUUUCAUAACAAUCGGUAAUCAGCAUUUUUGGACACCGAUCAUGGCCGAUUACAUUGCACUCCACGAGGAAACUGCGUGGCAGGCUGACUACCUGUUAUGCGAGUGCCGUAAGAAGCCAAGGUAAGGUGCUAGCUAGCAUUAGACGUAUCUUAUAAAAAACAAUCUUAACAUAAUCACGAGUUAACUACACAUGGUUGAUGAUAUUACUAGUUUAUCUAACUUGUCCUGCGUUGCAUAUAAUCAAUGCGGUGCCUGUUAAUUUACCAUUGAAUCACAGCCUACUUCGCCAAACGGGUGAUUUAACAAGCACAUUCGCGAAGCAAGCACUGUCGUUGCACCAAUGUGCACCUAGCCAUAAACAUCAACGCCUUUCUUAAAAUCAAUACACAAGUAUAUAUAUUUUAAACCUGCAUAUUUAGUUAAUAUUGCCUGCUAACAGGAAUUUCUUUUAACUAGGUAAAUUGUGUCACUUCUCUUGCGUUCUGUGCAACAGAGUCAGGGUAUAUGCAGCAGUUUGGGCCGCCUGGCUCGUUGCGAACUGUGAAGACUAUUUCUUCCUAACAAAGACAGCCAACUUCGCCAAACGAGGGAUGAUUUAACAAAAGCACAUUUGCGAAAAUAGCACAAUCGUUGCACGAAUCAAUGCCUUUCCUAAAAUCAAUACACAGAAGUAUAUAUGUUUAAAUCAGCAUAUUUAGUUAAAAGAAAUUAAUGUUAGCAGGCAAUAUUAAACUAGGGAAAUUGUGUCACUUCUCUUGCGUUCAUUGCACACAGAGUCAGGGUAUAUGCAACAGUUUGGGCUGCCUGGCUCGUUGCGAACUAAUUUGCCAGAAUUUUGCGUAAUUAUGACAUAACAUUGAAGGUUGUGCAAUGUAACAGGAAUAUUUAGACUUAUGGAUGCCACCCGUUAGAUAAAAUACGGAACGGUUCCGUAUUUCACUCAAAGAAUAAAUAUUUUAUUUUCGAAAUGAUAGUUUCCGGAUUUGACCAUAUUAAUGACCUAAGGCUCAUAUUUCUGUGUGUUAUUAUGUUAUAAUUAAGUCUAUGAUUUAAUAUUUGAUAGAGCAGUCUGACUGAGCGGUGGUAGGCACCAGCAGGCUCGUAAGCAUUCAUUCAAACAGCACUUUUGUGCGUUUUGCCAGCAGCUCUUCGCAAUGCUUCAAGCAUUGAGCUGUUUAUGACUUCAAGCCUAUCAACUCCCGAGAUUAGGCUGGUGUAACCGAUGUGAAAUGGCUAGCUAGUUAGCGGGGUGCGCGCUAAUAGCGUUACAAACGUCACUCGCUCUGAGACUUGGAGUAGUUGUUCCCCUUGCUCUGCAUGGGUAAUGCUGCUUCGAGGGUGGCUGUUGUCGAUGUGUUCCUGGUUUGAUCCCAGGUAAGGGUGAGGGAAGGGACGGAAGCUAUACUGUUACACUGGCAAUACUAAAGUGCCUAUAAGAACAUCCAAUAGUCAAAGGUAUAAGAAAUACAAAUGGUAUAGAGAGAAAUAGUCCUAUAAUUCCUAUAACAACCUCAACCUAAAACUUCUUACCUGGGAAUAUUGAAGACUCAUGUUAAAAGGAACCACCAGCUUUCAUAUGUUCUCAUGUUCUGAGCGAGGAACUUAAACGUAAGCUUUUUUAUAUGGCACAUAUUGUACUUUUAAUUUCUUCUCCAACACUUUGUUUUUGCAUUAUUUAAACCAAAUUGAACAUGUUUCAUUAUUUAUUUGAGGCUAAAUUGAUUUGAUUGAUGUAUUAUAUUAUGUUAAAAUAAAAGUGUUCAUUCAG
Oncorhynchus keta (chum salmon) is the source of this 5130-nucleotide messenger RNA. RefSeq names its product histamine H2 receptor-like. The record is from RefSeq and is a predicted model, not a curated record. Gene Ontology annotation, molecular function: G protein-coupled serotonin receptor activity; neurotransmitter receptor activity. Gene Ontology annotation, biological process: chemical synaptic transmission; G protein-coupled receptor signaling pathway, coupled to cyclic nucleotide second messenger. NCBI's taxonomy places the organism in Eukaryota, Metazoa, Chordata, Actinopteri, Salmoniformes, Salmonidae. Bases 19 to 1182 code for a protein of 387 amino acids. The transcript has 4 exons. Gene Ontology annotation, cellular component: dendrite; membrane.